GUGUGUGUGUGUGUGUGUGUGUGUGUGUGUGAGAGAGAGAGUCGGUGUUUAUUAGCGGAGGGAGUGUAAUAAUGCCACUCCGUGUCCGGUAGGAAGGCGUUUGGGACGCGGCCUCUCCUCUUCCUCUUCCAGAGUGAACAUGUGGAGCAGAAACGUGGAGCGGAAAACUUUUUCUUACGCCGAAUUCCUCUGAUACUCGGUUUUCUUUUUUUGAAAAAGUUGGUGGAGUUUUUCUUCGCGCUCGUGCAGAGGCGGUAUACCGGGUACGGACGUGGAGUCGGACAGAGCCGGUCACGUGAGAGAGAGAGAGAGAGAGGUGUGUGCUGUGGACCGGUAGGAGGUUCGGUCUCCGGGGACGCUCGAGGCGCUUUUGUCCUCCUUUACCUGUCGGGUGACUGAAAGCUGAUCUACCGACUCGAGUUCACUUCAUCUAACGAGCACGAGACACCAUGAAUCUUCCCGGAACCGGCGCGCGGAACCAAGCUUUCUGUGUCUGAAAUUAAUAAUAAUAAUAAUUAUAAUAAUAAUAAUAAUAAUAAUAAUAAUAAUAAUAAUAAUAAUAAUAAUAAUGAAGUUAUCUUUACAACUUAGGAAGGCAUUUACGCCUGGAAGCGCGAGCAUCCGUGUCACCGUAGAGUCUGAGUAACUUUGACACGUUUUCAGUUAUUUAUUAUUAUUAUUAUUAUUAUUAUUAUUAUUAUUAUUAUUAUUUAUCUUAUCAGAAAUGGCUCUGUCCCAAAUCCAAUGUCUCGACGACAAUCACGUGAACUGGCGCGUGAGCGAGUCCAAACCGGAGUUCUUCUACAGCGAGGACCAGCGGCUCGCGCUCGAGGCGCUCAUCUCCGGCGGCCGCGAGGCCUUCGACGCGUAUGUGAAACAGGGCGAGCUGCGGCCCUUCCUGUCCGAGUCCGAGCUCGAGCGCCUGUGCCGCUCCGUGAAGGACUACCGGCCCGGCGCCGAGCAUCCCGUAGCGGACAUGGCGGACAGCGAAGAGCGCGCGCUGUCGCUGCAGUACUGGCCUGACCGCUCCGACGUGUCCAUACCGGAUUUAGACCUGGGCUGGCCGGAUUGUACGUCGUACCGCGGAGUCACGCGGGUCAACGUGUACACGCAGCCACCCGCGGACGGCCAGACGCACAUCAAGGAGGUGGUGAGGAAGACCAUCGCGCAGGCGCAGAAGCUGAUCGGCAUAGUCAUGGACGUUUUCACCGACGUGGACAUUUUCAAGGACCUCCUGGACGCCGGCUUUAGGAGAAAAGUGGCGGUGUACAUCAUCAUCGAGCAAGCGUUCGUUCAGGACUUCCUGCAAAUGUGUGAUCGAGCGGGCAUGCACAGCGGACACCUAAAGUAUCUGCGGGUCCGCUGCAACGGAGGCUCGGAGUUCCACACGCGCUCAGCUAAAAAAGUGCAAGGCUUACUGAACCAGAAGUUCAUGUUCGUGGACGGAGAUCGCGCCGUGUCUGGAUCGUACAGUUUUACGUGGAUGGCUUCCCGCUUGGACCGCAACCUCAUCACCGUCCUCAGCGGACAGGCAGUUGAGACCUUCGACAAGCAGUUCCGCGAACUCUACGUGACGUCCCGUUGGGUCAACCUCUCCAAAAUCAGUCUGGCUGACCUGCCCGAGCCCGAUCCGGUCCCUGUGCCUGUACCCGCCGCCGUCCCUUCAGCGGCUCUUGCCAGGAAACUCAUCAACCCCAAAUACGCCUUGGUGGAGACAGCAAGCCGGACUUCGUCAGACAAAGCCCCGAGUCCCAAGGAUAGCUCGCAUAAUCCCUUACCUCGGCCGGUUAAGCGCCAACGUGAGGUAAUUGAAGUGCCCAAACACCCGGGGCUCAUAGGAUUACCAAAGGCAGAGCUCAUGCAAUACCUGCCCACAUGGCCGGAACCAGACCCACCUAGUGAUGUCAUCGGCUUCAUCAACAUUCGGGACACGAGCAAGCCGCUGCAGCCGCACUUGAUGCGCUCGCAGUGGUUUGAAACAUCACAGGCCAUUCGUUUCAAGGACCCUUUUACCGCUCCACCAGAAGAGCCGCUGCCUGAAAAAGCCAGCCCACGUGUCCGAGCUGCAAACACCUCCAAAACAAACCCAGCAGACACCAACGCGGAACCGACGGAUACUCCCGACGCCAAGGUUCCAUCAGAGACCAAGUUGCAAACUGCGCCCUCAGACACUGUGAACCCUGGCAACUCCGUUUCGCCUCCCGAACCGACCCGGCCUCUUCAGGACACAGCACAGACACACGGACGUCCUCCUGGACCUCCUGUGCCAAAGCCGCGCACCCUACAGCUGGUGAUGACUGCAGGCGACGGGCCCGAAAACCUGCAAGUCAGCGUGAUCAGGAGAAGCGAAACGAAACCUCAUGAGACUGUCAGCUCGGAGGAGUACGGAGACGCACCCGAGCCGCCUGAUUCGGCGUCUGCCAAUCAGGACUCGGAUCGCAAAAAUAAAGACGACACGGACAGUAACAAGAGUCCGGAAUUGGCCCGUUCGACACAAGACGAGGACUCGACAGCAUCAGACGAGUACUACGAGUGUACCGACCCAGACCACAGCAGGCUCGCUAACGGCGGACCGAUCGGCUCAGGACGGCUCAAAGAGCACGGCUCUGUGAAUAUAAUGGCACGAUUCUCGCAAUCCAUGCUGGACCUGAGGCCGGAUAAAAGUGCCGAUAUGGACCCCACAGACAGGAACUUGCUGAACGUGCACAGCAGAUACACAGGAAAGGUAUAUCAGCCGAUCGAAAUCUCUUCCAUGCGAGAAGCCUACAACAGAUCGAAAGUCGUGAUUGCCAAACCAGGAGUGUACCAUCGCCCUCCGAAAAGUAGCGCCCGCGUGAUCGGAGGGCACCGAUACUGGCAGGGCAAACUGGCCACGACGCAGCCCGAUGCUGGCCGUCUCAGCCGCUCGCCCUGCCGAAGGAUCCCGCCCGGAGGACUCAAAACCAGCCAGUCGCCAACUCAACGCCUCUCUCACACGCACUCCCCUUCGCCAAAGAGGAACGACACGCAGACGCCGUUAGGAAUUAAUAUUUCUAAACUCUCCAGCCUCCGAAACCUUAGGGGCAAGGUACCAGGAGUUACGGGUGACAAAAAGGCCGCACACGGGCACAAGGAGUGUUAACCGGAAAUGCUUGGGACUAAGCAGAAACAAUGUGUGCUAAUUUACGUUAGCAUGUGAUGACGACAAAAUCGAAUUGUUUGCUCACUUGAAUAAAAAAUUUGUCGUUACGCCCCUGAGGUACUUCAGGACCAAUCACAGUGGAUUUUCCCCAUUAUCUCCAGAUUUCAGGAAUCUUGCUUUUCAAAAUGACGGACGCAGAUGAAAGGAACUCUUCAACUGGGGCCGUUCUUAUCGUGCACUCGCGAAAACAAUUUGGCUAGUCCCAUUUUUCUUCUGGAAUGUGUUCUCUAAUGUUGGUCUACAAGACGUUUGGAGAGAGACGCUCGGGGUCAGCGAGGGCUCGACUUGAAUGCGGAUUUACAGCCAAAAAUCGUAGCAGGGGCACGUUACUAUUACUAAUUUAGCGCAUACAGUACUGGACAAUUUCUGUCUCGCACGCCAUGUUAUGGGGAUAGCUGUGAAUUGAAAUGGUGAUGGAUUUGGGAUCGUGGUGGGUGAACAAGAUGAAAUGUAUUUUACAAACUAAGGUUUUUUUGUUUGUUUUUUUUUGCUCGGAAUCUUACUUCAUCCAUCAUCAUUGCGCAAUACCAUUUCAACGUAACUGUACUCGACCAGAUUUUCUCUUUCGGAGGGGAUCAGAUUUGAUAAAUAAGGUGUUGAUAUUCAUUAAUGAUACAUGUUCAUCUCAAAGCAAGAGACCUUUACCAGCUGAGGUAAUGUAUUUAAAGUUUAAUAAUGAUGUAGAAGAAUAAAAGAAACAUUUUCUUAA
Molecule: messenger RNA, 3890 nt
Organism: Ictalurus punctatus (channel catfish)
Lineage: Eukaryota; Metazoa; Chordata; Actinopteri; Siluriformes; Ictaluridae
Gene: sack1gb
Product: protein FAM83G
Exons: 5
Coding region: 725-3121 (798 amino acids)
Source: RefSeq, a predicted model, not a curated record